AUCUGGCAGUUUGACUGGUGGUACCAAAGAGACACAAAGAAUGCUGGAGUUCUGUGCAGCAAACAAAGUAUAUCCAGAAAUUGAACUCAUCAAUAUUCAGUACAUAAAUGAGGCAAUUGAGAGGCUUAUAAACAGAGAUGUCAAGUAUCGUUUUGUGAUUGACAUCAAGAACUCUCUCAAGUGAUGUCAAAAUAAGAUAGCUACUGCAUGGAGCUUCCCCAGAGCUUAUACAAGUCACGGUGUAUGUGUAUUCAGAAAUAUGGACUUUUAAUAAUGCUGUCUUUGUAAUUCCUCACGGACAAUCGUGUUUAAAUUUUGAACUUAUUUCUGUCAGCUUUUUCACAUAUAUAUAAAUACAUAUAUUUUUAUGCUUUUUGUC
This is a messenger RNA of Elaeis guineensis (African oil palm), 379 nucleotides long. NCBI's taxonomy places the organism in Eukaryota, Viridiplantae, Streptophyta, Magnoliopsida, Arecales, Arecaceae. The record is from RefSeq and is a predicted model, not a curated record.